AUGGAGCUCAAGGGAGUAAAGUUGUGGUUACUACACGUAACAGAGACGUUGCAAGAAUGAUGGGAACUGUUGAACUUCAUGACGUUGAGAUCCUAUCAGAUGAUGAUUGCUGGUCAUUGUUUGCACAACAUGCCUUUGAGAAUAGAAGUAUUGCUGCAAAUCCAAAUUUGGUAUCGAUUGGUAAGAAAAUUGUGGAGAAAUGUAAAGGCUUGCCUCUGGCUGCGAGGACGCUUGGUGGCCUGUUACGAUGCAAAGAGCGAGAUGAGGAAUGGGUAAAUGUAUUGCAUAGUAGAAUAUGGGAUUUACCACUUGAAGAAACUGACAUCCUUCCUGCUCUGAGAUUAAGCUACCAUCAUCUCCCUACGCAUUUGAAACAGUGCUUUGCAUACUGCUCAAUAAUACCCAACGACUAUGAAUUUGAGGAAGAGGAGCUAGUCUUGUUGUGGAUGGCGGAGGGCUUCAUUCAGCAACAAAGAGAGAAGCAAAUGGAAGAUGUAGGAGGUGAGUACUUUCGGGAAUUGUUGUCACGGUCUUUUUUCCAACCAUCAAGUACUGGUAAAAGCUCUAAAUUUGUGAUGCACAACCUCAUCCAUGAUUUGGCUCAAGUAGUUGCAAGAGAAACUUGUUUUAGAUUGGAGGAUAGAUUGAAAUAUCCAGAGCAGUGCAAGAAUAUAAAGAAAGCUCGAUAUUCAUCUUAUAUGCGGGAGCAAUUUGAGGGUAUGAAAAAAUUUGAGACUUUCUGCAAAGCAAUGCAUUUACGAACCUUCUUGCCAUUUAACUUACCAUAUGGUUUGAGUUGUUAUUUGGCAAGCAAUGUUCCCCUUGAUCUAUUGCCGAAGCUAAGACGUUUGAGGGUGCUCAAUAUGAAUAGAUAUCACAUCACAGAAGUUCCAAAUUCGGUUGGAGAUUUGAAACAUCUACGGUACCUUAACCUAUCCCACACCUCCAUUGAAGAAUUACCUAAAUCACUAGGCUCUCUUUACAAUCUACAAACAUUGAUGUUAAGAGAAUGUGAAAAACUGAAAAAGUUGCCAACAGACUUGGGAAACCUAAUUAACCUACGUCAUCUCGAUACUACAGAUGCACAUUCCUUAGAAGAAAUGCCACUGGGAAUAGGUAAGUUGUCUAAUCUUCAAACACUGUCCAAUUUUAUUGUUUCUAAAAACAGUGGGUAUCGGAUAAAAGAGUUGGGGAACUUAAUUUAUCUACGAAGGAAGCUUUGCCUAUCUGGAUUACAGAAUGUGGUGAAUUUAAUUAAUUAUCCCAAUUAA
Camellia sinensis is the source of this 1271-nucleotide messenger RNA. The record is from RefSeq and is a predicted model, not a curated record. NCBI's taxonomy places the organism in Eukaryota, Viridiplantae, Streptophyta, Magnoliopsida, Ericales, Theaceae.